AUGGAGAGAUUCCAGAAAUUCAUUUUACUUCCUCUCAUCUUAACUGCCUCACUACCAGGUCUUGGCUUUUGCUACUCUAUUAUACGUGGCCCUAGUAAUGCAACAGUCCUUGCUGGUUUGGAAGCCCGGUUUAAUUGCACAGUAUCGGAAGGAUGGCUAAUUCUCAUUUGGCUGUCCAACGGAAACCCCAUCCUCACUGUCAUCAAUUCUCAAGGAGCUGUUGAAACAUCAGACCGCUUCACCUCUCAAAAUUAUACCAGUAGCAAUGGGUUUACCUCAGAGCUGAUCAUCCACAAAACCCAGCUGAGUGACUCUGGAAAAAUCGAAUGCAGCAUCCAGCAAACUAGUGAUAAUGGCUUUGCAUUUCUUUCUGUUCAAGUUAAUGGAUCUUUAUUCAUCAAAAAUAGCACCUUAACAGUAAAAGACAACAAAACAGUUGAAAUUGUUUGUGAAGCCAUAGGAUGGGCUCCAGCUCCAGACAUUACCUGGAUGACAAAUGGCUCCUUCAUUGAUAAGUCAAGGUAUGCUACCCAGCAAAGUCAAGGAUCUAAUGGCCUCCACAAUGCCCUGAGCACUCUAACUUUGACUCCAACGGACACUGAGAUUUUGACUUGUUUAGCUGACAUAGAAGCACUCCCUAACCCUCAGAAUGCAUCUGUAACUCUUAUUUUUGUCAAUUCUACUUUAGAAAAUUAUUACAGUGAUGACAACAGAAACACAUGGGUUAUUGUACUUGCAAUCGUGCUUUCAUUUCUUGGUAUUGUUCUUCUGAUCACUAUUAUCGUGGUUGUUGUACGCUGCUGCUGCUUAAAGAAGAAAGGUUCUACAUAUCAAAAUGAAAUCAGAAAAGUUUCAUCUGAGAAGAACAAAGAUGGUGAUUUGCAAAACAGGCAAAGGCAUGGUAGUGAAAAUCAGGGAUAUAUUCCAGAAGAACUGUGGAAUGCAGAACAUAGCUCAGGAAUUGCCUCUCUUCCCCCAGUAUCUUCAAAGUUCACUGUCCCUACUGCAGAUUUACAUAUCAGUUCUUCACGAAAGACUGUGUAUUAUACUACAUCCAAACAGAUUUUGGAUGAAGAUAGACAUUUGUAA
Messenger RNA from Melopsittacus undulatus (budgerigar), 1089 nucleotides. RefSeq names its product immunoglobulin superfamily member 5 (gene IGSF5). NCBI's taxonomy places the organism in Eukaryota, Metazoa, Chordata, Aves, Psittaciformes, Psittaculidae. The record is from RefSeq and is a predicted model, not a curated record. Gene Ontology annotation, biological process: cell-cell adhesion. The coding region runs from base 1 to 1089 and encodes 362 amino acids. The transcript is spliced from 8 exons. Gene Ontology annotation, cellular component: bicellular tight junction; cell surface.